Molecule: messenger RNA, 2289 nt
Organism: Strongylus vulgaris
Lineage: Eukaryota; Metazoa; Nematoda; Chromadorea; Rhabditida; Strongylidae
Source: the annotation of a GenBank genome assembly
AUGAAAAAAUGUGAAAAGAAAACAUGGCGAGCUUUUUUCUACUGCGUUCUAUGGGGCUCACGGGAAGACAUUGCCCGUGAAGCAGCCACUCGUCAAAAUGAGUUAGCCGAUAUCAUCUCGGAAUUGAAUAAAUUCAAAGAGAUUAUUUACACGCAGCAUCUCAGUUUUGAUCUACGUCCAGAAACAGCAAGCUCUGCUCAAAAUGAUGUUCAGGACGGAAUACAGUACAAAUUGAUCAUCAUGCCAUACGAAGAGCAAUUACAAAAGAUCGAAACUUCAAUUUCCAGUUUUCACCAUGAUAUAUCUAGACUGAACGUCCUGGCAAGCCUUCUCAUUGAAUUUUCAUCUAAAACGUCUUCUCUACAAUCGUGGAUGACUCAUCAAACGCGAGUAGCUGGCUCUAUUCGCGAACGCUCUGCUGAUCCCCAGUAUCUAUCUGAGGCACGUCGUGAGGCUAAGCGUCUAUUAGAAGAAGUCGCCCGAGAAGAAAGCAGCCUGAAGGCUAUCGGUGCUUUACUUUCUAAAAUUGAACAAGAAGUUGAUUCUCUUUACGACUCUGUUCCUGAUGCGGAUACACGUGGAAUCCACUCAACAGAAAUUAGGAACACAUUUUACCGGGUUGAAGAUGACUUCUCAGCUCUCCAAAAGCAAUGCGCCGAUCUAAUACAGUUCCAGAACCGCAUAGGGUCCCUUGGAACCGAACUAAGUGAACACUUGCGAAAGGUGGAUGAUUGGUUUGCGAGUAUAGAAGGAGAACUUACGGAAGUUGACCGAGCUCCGGACAUGGCUGUAGAGCAGAAGCUUGCCGCUUUGGAAGAUUUGAAUCAACAGGUCGUGCUCACAAAGGUGGAUGAUUGGUUUACGAGUAUAGAAGGAGAACUUACGAAAGUUGACCGAGCUCCAGACAUGGCUGUAGAGCAGAAGCUUGCCGCUUUGGAAGAUUUGAAUCAGCAGGUUGUUGAUGGACACAAACACUUUGACAAGGUGGAUCAGGCCUCCCGACGCCUUUUAAACGCUCUAGAUGGAUUGAAUGCGCAUCCGGAAGUAGCUAGUCGUCAUGAAACAGAAGCAACAGAAAGGAAACGGCGGCACGAACGUUUAUUGGAUCGCAUCCAAGAGGUAUUUAAUCACGCAAACGCUCAAAAAGCUGCCAACGAAGGUGUACGAGAUGCUGUGCUUGACUUGCAUCGUUGGCUGGACGACUAUGAACAACGUGCUGGAAUUUCCAGGGAUAUUCCUCUGGUAGAGGAGUCCCUGAACGAACUGAAGCGAGAGGUACAGCUACUACGAAUGGAUCUUGAUAGCCGCAUCGCAGUUUCCAAAGAUCUCGCAGAAGACUUGAGCAAGUUGUCUGCUUCUAAUCCUCCUGAAUGGAAGAAUAUGAUUGAGGAGAAGUUGAAAAAGGCUGUUUUGCGUCUGCAGAAAAUUAGUACCGAUCUUAGGUCUGAAUGCGGUGUACCCACCACACUGGACGCGUUGCACUCAUUACAAACCACCCUGGAACGUCUUAAUAAGAGCAGAAGAGCAGAACAACGGCGACUUGACGACGUGGGUGAUAAUUGUAUAUUUAUGGAAGAUCUUACUAUGCAAGAAACGGAGGCGACCGUGCCCUCUGCAUUUUAUAACCCAUCAAUAAGAUUGUCAACAAUCUAUUCGCUAACAUUUAUCAAUAUUACGGAUAUUCGCCUUCGUGGACGAGAACUAGCUGGAGAGGCAUCGAUACAAAGUGAAGCUCAGCAAGUACUUGAUCGAAGUAAAGUUCUUUCCGAUGAGUGGGAUCUGCUUAGCGAUAAUAUAGAUGCGAUGCGUGAUAGAGUUAGUCGAGCUGAAAAAUGGGUAGACGGCUACACGGCUCUUGAAAAAUGGUUGGCAGCUAAGCGUCGUAUGCUGGCUGCUGUUGGAGUGGUAACCACGGAUUCGGCUAUCGCUAGCACUCAGUUGGGACAGAUCCAGAUAAUUAAAGCUGAAAUGGACGGCGAACGAUCAACGUGGUCAAAGUUGAAUGAUGUUGCACAGAAGCUGUCGUCGGAUUCCAACGAUGGAGUUCUUUCUUCCGCGAUGAAUAAGAAGCUUGAACACUUAAAGGACGUUGCUCUUUCAUCAAGAAACGAGGGAGAUGAAAUCGAAAAGAAGCUGGAAAGUCUGCUUGACCUUGCCCUCAAUGCGAAAUCUGAGAUUGAUCAGGUUUAUAUUUCCUUGUAUGAUAAUUCUUCCUAUGGCUUUGUCCGGCAGCUGAAAACAAUGUUGCUGAAUAUCUCGAUUACGAAAUUCUUGAAGGCAAAAGAGUAA